AAUGGAAGACUUCUUACUGCAUGAUCAUUAUUGCACCAAAGAUUUUUAAAGCGAUCACACGUAACAGGUUAAAGGCUGCAUUUGGCCAUCCCUGGUCAAGCGUGCUAGGUAUAGUUUAAACUGUCACUACGUAUCCAUAGGACACAAAUGUUAUUUGAUGUAAUACUUAACAAACUAUUAGUAAUUGUUUGUAUUCCAGAGUGUUCAACACGAGAAUUCUUACCGAGAUCCACAAGCCAAAUACUGCUACGGGGCGGAAGCACCCGAACUCUUACCUGUACUCUAACAUCAAGCUUUACAGUAACGAUGGAUUCUGUAUGUGAACAUCGAGUGACGUGGCUUGAUUCAUGUCUUCAAGAGACUUUAUUGCCGUCAUCGCCGUGGCACAAAGUUAGCAAUAUAAUUUGUGAGAAGUUAGCUGGACUAUUGGAAUCGAGGCUAGACCGUCCAGAGAUUAGGCAGGCACUCUAUGAGCUUCUUGGUGACGACUUUGUUCGUCAAUACUUUCGGUCUUGGCCAGACAAACCGAUGGUCUUAGAGCUUCCUUUUAUGCAGGCACAAACUAAACGGGAAGCUCGGGUGCUAGCCAAGCAGUUACUGUCUAAUGCAUCUGAUACUGUACUUAAAGACGUUGCUGGAUCAACGUGUGUGGAAGUACAAGAAUUUGAACAAUUUUGUAAGUGUUUGGUCGUGUCACGAGUCAACCAGCAGAUACGAGGAACGUCUGGUGACAGUGGGUUAUAUCAGAGUGAAACUAUUGGAUCAGCGUUGGCUUGCCUUUUGCAGAGACGGCCGGAACAACUAAAAUCUAUCUGCAAAACAAUAUACGGGAGACUGUUGCCUGACACUCUACGUGGAUGUGUAUGGUCUCUAACAUUAGACAGUAUGAUAGCAAACUUGAUUCGGAUAGCAAAGAAAGAAUUGGGGGGAAAUGAAACGGUGAGCAGUGUCGAUGUGAGGAAGAAGAGAUUUAUGGAAACCAUACAAAGAGUAAUGGACACUGCCGCACACAAAUCGCCACUGAAAUCACCGAUCUCGGGAUUAAUACAGAGAUCAGUAGAGCAGGCUUAUCGUACCACUCUGCCACUGUCCGAUCAACUUGAUGAAAUGCUUCAGUGGAAAACUGUAAUUCAAAAUAUUCUCAAUUGCUUGUACAUAUACAACAAAUCAUAUGAGCCGACACAUAUUUAUCUUUCAUUUCCGGUUGUAUUAGCGUUUUGGGACAAGAAACGUAUUGAAAAUGAUGAGCAUCACUGCGUGGAAUUGGCAUGGCGACUACAUGAAGUUGUUACAUACUGUUUUCCAUCUCACAAAGCAAUCAGUGAUAUGAGCAGUGAUGUCAUUAGGACUAUACAACGAGCUGAUGAGCGGUUAUAUUUGCAUCUUGUUUCAGUGACUAGGAAGGCCAAUUUGGGACAACAUCAAGAGUUUUUGGCAAAGUUGGCUGCUUCAGACAGCAGUGGGCAGUCAUCAGUUUUUGGACCAGAAAUCUUUAUCAGAAAAUGGGUUACAGAAGGGUUUGUUAGUGUUUUAGAGUAUCACAGUGUGAUGUUCAUUUGGGACCAGCUUUUUCUUGCGGAUUGGGCACUGUUUGCAAUGCAGAGAUUCUGCUUAGCAAUACUGAGACUACUGAGAGAGCAGCUGAUGGCUGCAGAGACUUUUGAACAACUGCAUAAGGUAUUAAUUCGGGAACCUUGUGGACUGUUUCUAAAACAAGUUCAGUCUGGGUGGAUGAAGGAAGAGCUUUCAGACAUGUAGUUGUGUAGACUUUUUCAUGGUUGGAUGACAGUUGCUUCAGGUAAUCAACAACAGUAAUUUAGUACUGAUUACCAUUUGUUGUCUUAUCCAAUCUUAAUGAUAAGAGUAUGGCUUCACUUUUGCAGAUUGAAAGAAUCGUUCAGCAUGCAGUGAAACGUGUAAUAUAUCUGAAGAGAACACAACCAGACUUGUUGUGUUCACUUCUUCAUAAAAUUUCUUUUUUCAAACA
Messenger RNA from Corticium candelabrum, 1987 nucleotides. RefSeq lists its product as uncharacterized. Bases 148 to 1758 code for a protein of 536 amino acids. The record is from RefSeq and is a predicted model, not a curated record. The transcript has 6 exons. Lineage: Eukaryota; Metazoa; Porifera; Homoscleromorpha; Homosclerophorida; Plakinidae.